AUGUUAAGUACCCUAGAUCCAGUAAACCCCGCAUUUCUUGUGGACAACAAGUUCCUUCUUGCUGCAACGCACGAAGAAUGCGUGAAGAAUGUAGUUGCUCUUGCGAAAUCAAUGCCCAAGCAGCAAGACCGCAAAGGCCAGGAAUGGGAGAAGUGGUUUAGGUGUAUGGAUCAGAGCAUAAGUAUACCGGGAGCUGAACUCGACCCCUUUAACUUGCAGAAAGAAGUGAUGUUUGUCGGUGGACGGGCAAAAGAACUAGGUUGUUUUGGGUGGAUCGAGGAAUCUCUCGUGAAGACUUACAAGGAAGCAGUCAUACUUUACUACCGCGAGCAAGGGCAGCCCGUUGUGGUAAAAGGAAGCACUCAGGACAGCCAGAAGCCCCGAGAUGGACUCUUCACGCCGACGCCCGAGAAGGUCCUCAGAAAGUCGAUAAAACAAAAUGCGGAUUCAGCCAUCCCCACGACAAGGUAUCGCCUGAUGGUGAGAAGCCUGUGCGGCGCCGGGGAGACAGAAUUUGGACCGGCUCUCGGCGCUGUGCACGAUGCCAAAAAUCAGGCGAGGGCCUGCGCAAGGAAGCACAUACGCUGCAGCCACACCAAGCACUUGGUGAAUCCGACCACUCAAAGCUCGGCGAUGAAGCACCAAGGGUUCGACGACGAUAGCAGUGACAUCGCAGAAGAUAGCUCCCAAGAAUAUCAGCUCGAAGACAGUCCACCCCCACCCAGCAAGAUACCUGCUGCAAAGUCUGGAGGUAGUCUGGUCAAAUGGAUGCCCCUAUCAUCCCAGAAGAAGGGGAAUGGGUCGAAGAGGCUACGACCAUCCGAUUCCUCUAGAUCCUCUUCUCCAAAUACGCGGUCGAAGAAGAGGAUGGUACACGAAACGUCGGUAAUUAUUUCAUCGGAUUCCGAAGUCGACGAGCCAACUGGUAGUGCUCUCAAGAAAAGGGCAAACAAACCAAGCAAUUCUAUCUCACCCUCGAGAUAUGUCGACGAGACCUCUGGCUUCCAUGAUAAAUUCUCCCGCCUCCGAAAGGCAAAUACCGAAGCUCACAAACUGACAAUGCGAAUGUUGGCGAAUACCUUGGAGAUCUCAGAGGCGUUGAUUGAUGCACAAAUUGCAACCACGAAAGGAAAUGCCGGGUCUCAAGUUUCUCGAAGAAAGUAG
Molecule: messenger RNA, 1164 nt
Organism: Pleurotus ostreatus (oyster mushroom)
Lineage: Eukaryota; Fungi; Basidiomycota; Agaricomycetes; Agaricales; Pleurotaceae
Exons: 5
Coding region: 1-1164 (387 amino acids)
Source: RefSeq, a predicted model, not a curated record